Drosophila eugracilis is the source of this 2084-nucleotide messenger RNA. RefSeq lists its product as uncharacterized. The record is from RefSeq and is a predicted model, not a curated record. Gene Ontology annotation, molecular function: mRNA binding. Gene Ontology annotation, cellular component: nucleus. The transcript is spliced from 4 exons. Gene Ontology annotation, biological process: mRNA export from nucleus. Bases 149 to 1522 code for a protein of 457 amino acids. NCBI's taxonomy places the organism in Eukaryota, Metazoa, Arthropoda, Insecta, Diptera, Drosophilidae.
UAGCAUUCAUCCCGUCUGUCAGCACUAAAACGCUAGCACUUUUAUUGUACAAGCGGAGUUAAAAUUAAUAGAAAAUAAAUUUAGAGAAAUCGUUUUUUUUAUUCGCAAGUUCUUAGGGAAAAGUUACUAUUAAGUAAAGCCGGAAGCAAUGGAUAUCGAACUGAGCUUGGACGAGAUUAUAGAACGUAAACGCGGGCGUGGAAACCAUCGGUUCAUCGACAAGAAAUUCAAUCCCAGCUACACAAAGCCACACCGAGUGCUCAACAAGCCCGCUUUCAAGGCCUCCUCGUCUGGAGGGUCCCUGUCGGAUCCACCGGCACAGCGCUCCUUCGAUGCCCGAAACAAGAUUAUUCAGAAGACACGUGCCAAGAUAGCCGAUGCCCGGGAUAUGCUUAACCAAAGCAUGCGAGACUCGGGCAUCGAUGCCCGCCAGUUGCUCCAAGAGCGGAAAAAGGUUCGCCCGGGGGGCACCGGACUGCAACUGCCCUCACGUCACGCCCGCAGCACAGGGGUGCACAUGGGCCAUUUUGGACAGCGCACCAUCAGAACAUCAAAUCGCCCGGGCGGAAAUAUAGAGGAGGAUUGGGACUCCGACGACGAUGUCGUGUGCUUGGGUGGUCCACGCCGACAAUACGCCCCUAGAUCCAAACAGCCGGGACAACCCUUUGCUCCGCCUGGCUACGUCGACCAUGAUAAUAUGCAAGAUCUCGAAGAUGAGGAGAUCACGCGUACCCUACACUUUGGAGCCUAUACUGGCCAGCAGGUGCCUCCACGAUACACAUUUGGUGGCUUCGACCUGAAUCGCGACGACGACGUGGUGAUGUCCACGGCUCCUCUGAAGAACAAUAUAGCCAGCGAUCCAUUUUCCAUUUACGAGGUGGCCCGCAAUCGCAUCGAACGGCCCUCGAUGCCCACUCCGCUGGUGGUAGGGCAUACGGAUACCAGCGAAAAGCUAUUCGAGCGCCGUCAGCGAAACGGAAUGAACACCAGCAAUCUGCCAGACUCAUUGCGGGCUCGUCUGUAUGGUCGUGAGCCGGAUCGUCGCGUUUCGCAUGGUAUUUACGCCAACGAGAAUCGUGGGAAGUCUGGUAGCGGUGGUGCUGGCGGUGGGGCACCUUCAAUAUCCCAUUCGAUGACCAUGCACCGUGCGCCGACCGCAUUGCCGCUUGGGUCAUCGAACACAAAGGGCGGAUAUCGCCUGUUGGUGAGCAAUCUUCAUGCUAACGUGACCACCGCAGACAUACGCGAGCUCUUCAGCGACAUUGGACCAAUGUACGAUGCACAUGUGGUGCGUCCCGGCACAGCCGAAGUCAUUUACAAGUCACUAGAACACGCCGAAAUGGCCGUUGAUGCCUAUCAUCAUCGCGAAUUUGAUGACCAGCCCAUGCACUGUGUGCUGGUCAAUCCGCACUCUUCCCACCGCUCGGCUCACUCAGCCAGCUCUCGCACUGUGACCACCAACUCAUCCGGCGUGGAGGUGGACAUCGAUGCGCUCCACUCGGUACUCUUCCGUGAUCGCUAGGGUAGCGUCCAUAGACUGAGAGGCAACUAGGCAAUUUUCCAGCUAUUCUAGACUACGCAUCCUAAACUAUUCAUCAUCUCGUUAGAAAUAAUCCCAACAAUUUACAACAUGUAAACCUUAGGCGCGCUUGUCCAAAUCGAAUCGAUCCACCCAUAGUAUGUGAAGUUAACUAUAUAAGUUAUGGUCACAGUUUUUGUUUUUUUAUAGAUUUCAGUUCAUAAACAUCAAUUUUGUUUCUAUGAUUUACAAAUUUUUCUCGAUUAAAUUUACCGAAAUUAGUAACUAUUCCAUCAUCAUCAUCUUACCAAUUUGUUAAUCUAAUGAUCUAACUAAGACCCUUUUAGAAGAUUUACUUACUGACCAAUGCUAUUUUCAAAAGUGAAAUUUGAACAACAAACUAUUCUCAUAAAGUAUUGAUUUUCAAGUAGUAAGAAUGUAGAUUGAAACAAAAAGAACCAGUAAUGUUACAAUUGCUUGUAUAAUAUUACAUAAAAUGUACAGUUUUUAAAUUUCAUAAAAUUAAUUCAUAAUAAUUAAAGAGAAAGGAGCAGUUUGGUAAGCA